Hylaeus volcanicus is the source of this 4156-nucleotide messenger RNA. RefSeq lists its product as uncharacterized. The transcript is spliced from 11 exons. The coding region runs from base 18 to 2129 and encodes 703 amino acids. Lineage: Eukaryota; Metazoa; Arthropoda; Insecta; Hymenoptera; Colletidae. The record is from RefSeq and is a predicted model, not a curated record. Gene Ontology annotation, biological process: negative regulation of cell population proliferation.
CACACAGCGAGAUAAGCAUGCAUUAUCGAUGGGAAAAGCGAACGAUGCAAGUCGACGAAGCUAAAAUAAACGAGCUCAAUGAUUUCCCUCUGGAGUUGCUUCGCAUCAGUCCGAAUCAUGGAAUCUUGUAUCCAUUUAAUGCACACUAUUUCAACGUAACCGCCAGAUGCAACAAUUUACUGCCAAAUCGUUACUCGGCCAUUCUACAAUUGUACGUGGAAGACAUACCACUCGCAGCCAUUCCAAAAAAACUACAGUUGCAUACCAAGGAGUGCGGCAAGAAAAGACGUAACUGUUUAAUCUCCGUAGACAUUUUGGUCGCCGACGUAAAAGUUUGGGUGCAGUAUAUGAUGAACGACGAAUGGAAAACUAGCGAAUCCGAAGAAUUGAUCGAAAGUAUAUCCGAAACGAUACCAGAAUACAAGUACUCGCUGGAAGACGAAGAAACAGAGUGGAAGGAUGACACAGACGACAGCGAAGGCUACAAGUCUAUGCGUCAAUUAGUCGCCGACGAAUUGUUUUCUCAUUACGACAUCGUCAACUUGUUACAAUUCAAAUCUCUUCUGUGGGAACGCAUAAUAAGCAUGGGUAUCAUCAGACCUACAAGAACUCUGUACAUUGGCAUCGAAGAAACGUACGGUUUGAUCGUGAAGAAUUUCUCGAACAAUUUGUUGACUUACGCGUGGGGAGACACGAAUGGUUUUGACGUGGAAAAGGUGAAGCUCUGCGUGUGUCCCGAAAAAGGAGAAAUACAAGCCAAGAACACACAGAAAAUCGAGAUUACGCUCUUGCCAUUGAAAGAGGGACUCGUGGAAUCCUUGUUCAUCCCGUGUUUCGUUGGAAACUCUCAAAAAAUGAUAAUGCUUGGAAUCGAAUGUUUCAUCCAGCCGCUUUACGUUACAUUCUACCUUCCAUUAAACAACCCUGAACCUUUAAAGGCGAGAGACACCUUCGCUCGAAUCGAAUGGCGCGUGGACAGCUUGAAAGCUGCUCUCGAUUCAGCGGGGAAGAUCAAGGAAGGCAUGAAGCUUUUGAACAGGUACAAAAUGCGAGCGGAACGAGAAUUAAAAAACACGAAUCUGGAUCAAGGAGACGUACUCAAAGAUGCUUCUGUAGGCCCUUCGGUAUCUGACGUAGGCGCUGAAAACUCAAACGAACAGUGUUCUUCUAGCGCCCGUACUUCUGAAAUCAUUCAAAUGAGCAAAUUAGCAGCGGAAGAUAGCAAGCAUUCAGAAGAAGAUGCCGCUGUAUCUGGACACGUGGUACCUUUUCUGGAAACAAUUUUACCACCUCUGACGCAACGCGAUGUAAUCGAAUUCUUGGGCUUGUCGUUAAGAACAGUGGAGAAGAAGACUUUCGUAAUAAAAAACGAGACUCCGAUUCCGUCCAACUUUCAACUUCGGCUGAAAAAUUUCUAUCCCGUAAAAUGUUCCUGCGAACGGAAGUCAAAGGAGGAUCGUAUCAAGUUCAUGUACAAGCAAGUCUACCAUCGGAACAAGGAUUUAAUUGAAGAAACGCUGCGUCGACUGAAACAGCCCAAAUCGGGUGUUGUAAUUUACGUCGAUCCAUUGAACUCCGACAUGGGACCAUUCGAGGCUAUACCAGUAAAUAUUUACGUCUUUGCCGAUACUUGGGGCAUUUACGUCGACGAAUUAGACAUCGAUAUUACAGGCUUGCCCCGGUACACGUUAUCGGUGUGCGUUCAAGUCGUUGAUCCACCUAUAUCGUUGUCAAUUUGCGAAAACACGUCCACGAAGACACACCAUCUCAAAUUCGGACUGGUAUCAGCGGGUAUGCGUCUGCAGCCCAGAAAAGUAUUGUUAAAGAAUACUGGUGUCGUACCUGUAGCUGUCGAUUGGCAUUCGUUUUUGAUCAGCCCUGAGAAAGAACCAAUGCCCUUUAGCAUUAUAUACGACAUCUACACUCCGUUUACCGAUAAAUUAGCCAGAGAAUUGAAAGCCAGCAAACAAAAAAGUAGAAGUGAAUCGCACAUGGAGCAUCAUGUAACGGAGAGGGUAAAAUCGAAAAUAUACGAAUUUGAUUCUAUUGGAGUCGGAGAUAGCGUCGCAGAUGCAUCGAGUACAAUACCAAGUGCUUCCGACGAGGCAACGAUGUUGACUUGCACGUAAAUAUUCUUACGUGACGCAGUUAUGUAAUGAAGUUCUUGAUCCAAGUAGCUUUCUUUUUUUUUACGACUCUAUGGAGGGUUUGCAAACAUAUCGGUAGAAAUGAUGUUUGGGAAUCACUGAUGUAAUAGAAUCGUAAUCUGCAAAUUGAUUUAGGACAUUCUGCACGACAAGUAGUUACGAUUUUAAUAGUUCUGUACCUUCGAAAAGUAACAAAUAUGUAAAGGAAGAAGUAAACGAGUACAUGCCAGCUGAAACAAAAAAAGAAAACGAUUCCGAAUUCAAAGUUUCGAUACUCCCUUACUAUGGUGCAGUUGAUGCAACCGUUUGCCUGGUAAAACGAUUAAAUUACGAUACUAGAAAAAAUAUUUUAGAACCUUUAACGAUAAAAAAACUGUUUCGAUACUUCUCAAGAUCACUCCCCGGGAAAUUUUUGUUUUACCACAAGACAGUGCUUCUGUGACGAUCACUAUACAUCCCGAUAAAUGCAAAUUUCUUAACGGAGGCAGAGACUUUACAGGAGAACUGCAUUGCAAAAUUUUGGGAUUUCUACGAAUUGCUCCAAGCGAUAAGUUUGUAUAUUGUUUCAGUCGUAUCACCUCGUUAUGAAAUAUUUUACCAACUUGUAGGUAUCGAGAUAAUUGUUACUCUAGACCAGAUGGAAACUAUUUAACUCCGAUAGAAAUCGAUGUCACCGCAACUAUCGUGAGACCACAAUUGUUUUUUGAUAUCUCUAAAUAUGAUAGGACAUUCACGUGUUGUAUUAACGAUGUGAUGCAAAAUAGAUGGAAAUCGUUAAUGUGCGUAAGAACAUUUCGCCAUUUUUUUCAAACAAAUUAAGUUUAAUUCGUCUAAUUUUAGACUGAAGAAAACAUUCUUCUUCUACAACAAAAGCAGUAACAUAACGAAUGUUUCUUUUGAAACAUACAGUCCAUUUCACGUCGAGUCUGUUUCAAUUUAUACAGAAGCAAAUCCAUGUAAGCCAAUAAGGAAUAUAUGCAUAAAUGGCCAUGGAUGUGCAGAGGUAAUUUAUUCUAAUGUUUAUUCCAAGGGUUCAAAAGUUUUAAGUGAUACCACUGUCAUAGGUAGUGAUAUCGUGCAAUGUAGAGGAAGAGUUAAUCGAAACCUUAUUCCACACAAAUAGAAAUCAAGAAUUGUGUAAUUCAGUUAUUACAUUAGAAGAGUUAUUACUCAUUGUGCAUUCCGAUGAAAGCACUCAGGUAUAGAUUUUCCCCAUACUGUAUAUGUUUAUAUCUAAAGAAAUGUACACGUUCAUAAAUUUCAGGACGUGGCAUUAACUUUAAACAUCUGGCUACCAUCGUUAAAACUGUCUUUAUACACAAUAGAUUUUGGCAAUGUAUACGUAGGAGAUGCUAAGAAGCUAACAUUAGUUGUUGAAAAUUUAUCGAGUAUGUUUACUUGAAUAAUUUGUUUCAUAAUUAGAUAGAUAAUUUUUGUUGCUAAUAUGGUACCUUGAUUAAACUUUAAACAGUAUGCAAUUACAAAUUUAAUGUCAAAAAGAAGUUCAAAAACGAAGAAUUUAUAAUUGAUCAAUCAAAGGGAAUGCUAACAAGCCAUUGGAGCAAAGGAAGCAUUUUUGUAAUUACAAUUUCUUUUCAACCAAAGUAAAUAUGCUCAGAAUAUACUCUUAAUUACACUGUUAAUUGUGUUUGUAUCGGUGCUCAAUUAUGGUUUAAUAUAUAGAAAAGCUGGCUCGUCAAUGGAAACGUUAGAAAUAAUAACUAACGACCCGUAUACUACAGAAGAAUGCGAGCUUCGUGGAAAUGGAUCCUUAGAUGAAAAAUAUCACAUUCCAGGCAUAUAAACGGAAGGUUAUACUAACAAGUAGCCAUUAUUGAAAUAAUUACUUGAAAUCUAGUUAAAAUUAACUGUUUACUUAUUCUGAUAUCAACAUCUUAAUCAACACGAUAUGCUUUAUUAUACAUCGUGUAUUGUAUAUGUAUACAUAUAGUAUAGUAUAGUACCGAUAAUACUUUGUACACAAGAACUAGAGCAUAAUUUUACAAUUU